Messenger RNA from Lecanosticta acicola, 2210 nucleotides. NCBI's taxonomy places the organism in Eukaryota, Fungi, Ascomycota, Dothideomycetes, Mycosphaerellales, Mycosphaerellaceae. The record is from the annotation of a GenBank genome assembly.
AUGCGCUGUCUGACAGCUUCAAGACAUCGGCUAAAGACUUUAUUAGGAUGGCAUCGCGAUCUCGAUUUCGCCGAAGAAGCCGGCGAGUACUGCUGUAAGGACCAUUUCUCUGAAGACACUGGCUGCAGUGACCACUUCAUGAGCUUUCAAGCAAAAUUCUCUCCCACUGGAUACGGCAGAGUGGUCCAUGGCUCAAUUUCAAAGCUCAAACCCACCGAGUUAAAGCACGUCUGCCGUUCGACAGAAGGCCUGCUUGCUCUCGAGAUCCAGGACAGCAUCUAUCGCUUCUUGCUCGGUUGCGCAAAGUUGAUUCUCCACGACAUCCAGCCUGCCGAGUUCUGCACGGCGCCGCACCAGCCAAUGCCUGAGAUGCCGCGACCGGCCGGCGGAGAGGCCUACAAAUCGCUUUCUGACCACUCAUUGGAAGCUCCCUAUCGAACACCGUACAAGCCUGAUCUCGAGCGCCUGAAGAUGCUGUUCGAGAGUCGACGCACAUCUGCGGAAGACCAUAUUUGGCUACUCCGCGAAGACCCGUCAUACUUUAUGGAUUCGCUGCGGGAGUGGAAAGAACAUGGCGGCAGCGAGAAGAUGUGCUAUUGCCGAGACUGUUGGAAUCGCGAAGCGGGUCGGUUGGUCACGGACGCUUUCGUUUCAUACAUCUUCUUUGAUGACAUCUAUAGAAAGUUGUCGAAGAUGGACCCGAUCGAUGUGCAGCUCAAGCGCGUUGACGACAAGAAAGUGCGCCUCAAUACGAACGACGAGAACCAGUGGACCGCGCUGGUGGAACUUAUUGAACAUGCGCUUUUCAUGCCGCUGGACUCGCUGCAAGAUGGCCUGCCAACGUCGCCACGGCUUCGUAACAGAUAUUCAUGGACCGGCCCAUCAGGCAAGGAGCAAUGGCAUAUGAAGAGCAGAUCAUCGAAGGCCGAGUAUCGCGUGGAUCGCCUGUUCUUUGCUCUCUUCAGCGACGAACAGCGUGGAAUGCAUGGCUUCGACGCUCUGAUUCAGGAGGUAUGAUAAUAUAGCAGAGAAGCUAUCCCCAUCGUAUCCCUUAUGUCUUGGCUACCGGAGAGUCUCUGUAGCCUGGUGUCUCGCUGCAGCGUUGCGGAAGAAAUUUGCUGACAUCCUGCCGUUCUAUAUGACAGGUCCAAUAUAUGAUCGAGAGGGAUUCCGAAGCCUCACAAUACAUUGAUGCAUGGAUCGCCAAUCAGUUCUCGGACCUCGCCUUGCUUGCGGAGCUCAACAAGAGCAUUGACGCCUUUGCGCCAUAUUUCGACCAGAACAAGGCACAUAUGCUCAUCGCUCGGCAGCGUGCGGCAGUCGACAGAGCCAUUGAGAGAACUCGCUCUGCCGUCGUCAAGCUCGGGGCGAGCAUCAAGUUCGUCUGCUCGGCUUCUGACCUCGCCUGGGACCCAUUAGACAAAGACGAGUUCCUCUACCCGGUGGAUAAGCGUCCGACCAAGGCCAACAUCGAGCAGAUGCGAAAGGCUGAGGAGAGCUUGGACAUGUUCUGGUGGACUCUGGAUGAGGAGGUGAAGGACUUGAGUAAGAUGAGCCUCGAGAGGACACUCGACUCCAGGAUGUUCCAACCCCGAGGGAGUCUCUAUCGCACCAAGCCCUGGAAGGAGCCUAUACAGCUAUUAAGCCCCGAGACACCGCGGAAACAGGUCCUUGGUGAACUGGAUCCCAAUGUCCCCCGUGUUUUCGAAAGUGCCCCACACGAUAACGGUACCACUCCGACGAGAACUUUCAAGGAGAAGAUAAAGACUCGCGGCACGCCUGCGGCAGUAGACCCACGGUUGGACGGUCACCGUGGACCGCUAGAGCAGCUACCAACUCCCCCCGAGACACCAUCCAAACCCGCACACAACUUCAAGAUCCCCAAGAAGGCGUUCAAGAUACUCUGCGCCCUCCUGCCCUCGCCGUCCUCUGUCCUUCAACAGCGCUGCGAGAUCGCCUGGGAAGAGUUUCUCAUGGCCAUGCAGUGCAUCGGCCUCGAACCCGAGAAACUCUACGGUAGCGUAUGGAUCUUCUCGCCCAUGGAAGGCGAGCUCCUGAAGUGCGACGCUCGGAGAUCCAUUCAGUUCCACGAACCCAAGGAGGUUCGUCGGGGUCAGAAGAUUGCGAGACCGAUGGUGAGGACGUAUGGGAGGAGAUUGAAGCAUGCGUUUGGAUGGGAAUCCGCCGAGGACAUGUUUGAGUGCGAGUGA